AUGGAAAAACACAACCUCACAGUGGUGACUGAGUUCAUCCUUAUGGGCAUCACUGACCGUCCUGAGCUGCAGGCCCCAUUCUUUGGACUCUUCCUCAUCAUCUACUUGAUCUCACUAAUAGGCAACACGGGCAUGAUCAUCCUGACCGUGGUGGACUCCCGGUUGCAAACCCCCAUGUACUUCUUUAUCAGACAUCUCUCUAUCACUGAUCUUGGUUAUUCUUCAGCUGUUGGACCAAAAAUGCUAGUAAAUUUUGUUGUGGAUCAAAAUACAAUCAGUAAUCAUCUUUGUGCAACACAGCUAACUUUCUUUCUUGUGUUCAUCAUUUGUGAACUCUUUGUUCUGUCUGCAAUGUCCUACGACCGCUACGUGGCCAUCUGCAAGCCUCUGCUCUACACUGUCCUCAUGUCCCAGAGGGUGUGUUGGACGCUAGUGGCCGUUCCUUAUUUCUACAGUGUCAUUAUUUCUCUUAUAAUCGCUAUAAAAUUUUUUUCAUUACCGUUUUGCGGCUACAGGAUUGUUAGUCAUUUCUGUGACAGUCUCCCUCUAAUAUCACUUCUCUGCUCAAAUACACAGGAAAUUGAAAUUAUUAUUUUGAUUUCAGCGGGGUUUAAUUUGGUUCCCUCUCUAGUGGUCCUCCUCUUUUCUUACCUACUCAUUCUUAUAGCUAUUUUUAGGAUGAAUUCAGCUGAAGGAAGACAGAAAGCUUUGUCUACCUGUGGGUCUCACUUGACAGUGGUCAUUGUCUUCUAUGGGACUUUGAUAUUCAUGUAUGUGCAGCCCAAGUCAAGUCACUCCUUUGACACUGAUAAGGUAGCAUCUGUCUUUUAUACCAUGGUUAUCCCCAUGUUGAAUCCUGUGAUAUAUAGUCUAAGAAACAAAGAUGUAAAAUGUGCCCUACAAAAGUUCUUGAACGUAUGUAAUAAUUUUUCUUAA
Arvicola amphibius (Eurasian water vole) is the source of this 936-nucleotide messenger RNA. Its product is annotated as olfactory receptor 8K3-like. Lineage: Eukaryota; Metazoa; Chordata; Mammalia; Rodentia; Cricetidae. Gene Ontology annotation, cellular component: membrane. Gene Ontology annotation, biological process: G protein-coupled receptor signaling pathway; sensory perception of smell. The coding region runs from base 1 to 936 and encodes 311 amino acids. The transcript has 2 exons. The record is from RefSeq and is a predicted model, not a curated record. Gene Ontology annotation, molecular function: olfactory receptor activity; G protein-coupled receptor activity; odorant binding.